AUGUCUACAGCUAGAAAUAGGGUUCCAAGGAACGGUUCUCGAGGGGCUGUUCCUGAUGCACUGAACCCAAAUGAAUUAUGGCAAGAAAUUGUAGGGUACUUACGAGAUAUUGACAAGGGUGAAAAUAGAGCCGCCACAAACAGAAAUUUAAUAAUGGAAGGUGAAGAGAGGUUAGCGACUAAGAAAGAGGCUGGUAAAACCAUUUCGGUCACUGAAACAGACACACACAGCGCUCUAUUUCGUGAGGGAGUAAGGCUCUCAGAGCAGCAACUUGUGAGAUUACAGGAUACCUCCUUCAUCACUAAACUUGAACUCCUCAGGGAUAUCCGGAUGAGCAAUGAGCUUGAAGCAGCAGCUGAAGCGACAUCUACGUUGCGUGGAAAUGGCACUAGAGCAUCCCACUUAGAAACGGAUGGGCCGGCUGAGUCCCCAGGGCCGUCGCAAGCCGAAGCGAGACAAAUUCGCAAACUUGUAGCUUCAAGGACAAGCAGCCAACCUCCCAAAGGUUUCGAUGAUGGAAAAAGCGCCACACCAGAAUCUAGCGAGCGUGCAACCAGAACAAAGGUUGUUUAUGCCGUGGGCGAUAAGGUAGCAUUCAGAAGAAAGCAACAAAUAAAACACCCCGACGGAAAAGUUACUGAAGAGUUGGAAUGGAUUCAAGGGAAAGUAAACAAAGUAAUAGGAGAGGGUAAAAGUCGGCGAUAUGAGGUUAAAGAUCCGUAUUACACGCCCGAGUCAAACGACGGCCCAGAGUUCUACAAGUCUUCUGCUUCUCAAAUGGUACCAAUACCUGUGGAAGGUUCUACACUAGAAGACUAUGAAAUUGGUAAAAGAGUACUCGCUCUCUAUCCUGACACUUCACAAUUUUACCGUGCAGAGGUCAAGGGUACACUCAACGGAGGAACUCAGGUUCAACUCUUGUUCGAAGAUGAGUUAGAGGGCGUGCUAAAAACUGUUUCACGUCGAUUCACAUUGGAUCACAAAGGCUGA
Messenger RNA from Blumeria graminis f. sp. triticale, 990 nucleotides. Lineage: Eukaryota; Fungi; Ascomycota; Leotiomycetes; Helotiales; Erysiphaceae. The record is from the annotation of a GenBank genome assembly.